GGCCAACAGCCUGGUCAGACUUCGGCGCAACGGUUGGCCACAUCGACGUUCCCAGAAAUGCAGGAGGCGGCGGUGACGCGCCAUAAGCGUCUUCGGCAACACCUCUACGGCCAAGACCGCGAUGCGCGAUUCUUCUCGCGCCCCUGCGGGUGACCUAGCAUCGCGGACAACCCGAAUUCUCGACCAGCCGCAUGAUAUCAUCCCUCCUUCUUUUUGCGGCGCUCGCCCGCGGGCCGCACGGGAAGACGGCAGCCAAUCCGAGGGGUGGCAGCUCUCGCCCGACUCCGCCAGCCAGGAGCACAGCUGCUCGCGGAGCAGGACCGUCUCGUUGGCGAACAGGUCGUCGUACGUCAGCGGGCCGCUCACACCUGCGUGCAUGGCACUGAUCUCGGAGCUGUUGAACCUCUUCUUGACGUGAGCGUAGAGGACGCUAUGACCACCGAUGUUGUUGCAUGCGAGCAGGCUUCGGAAGUGCGUCCGGUUCAAGGCGCACCGGUUGGGCUCGUGAAUCCAGUCGUGGGCGAUGCGCUCGGGUUUGACGAUGCAUUUGUGGGCUCUGUCCCAGUCCUUGACGCGGUAACGGGUGUCCGUCAGAAGGUGGCUCAAGGUGUCUGCUGGCUUUAUCCACAUAUGAUCGCCCAGGUCCAGGUAGUCGUAGAGCUCUGUGGUUAUCAGCCGCCGUAACGCCCACGCCAAUGACGCCCCGUCAGCAGCCCAACGCCAGUUCUUGUACCAGCGCUCGGCGUAGAGGAACUCGUCGAAGUCUAUGCCUCGGUAGAGCCUGGAGCGGCCCUUGAGUCUGUUGAGGCAAUCAUUCUGGUUGCGCUCCUGGUACGGGUGCUCGGCAUCCACCAGAACCACGGAGCAGACCCCCCGCGCCAGGAAGGGCGCGAGCAGCGCAAGCCCCAGGUCCUGAUGUUCCGAGUUCAGGUAGACGAUCACCUGAUCAACGCCGUGGCGCAAGUGAUAUAGAAUGUUUUGCGCGAGACCAUAGAAUUAGAACCCGUUCGCUUCUGGCACGUUCGGAUUGACAAACGGCGGCGCUGUGUAGCACAGGGUGAUGUUGCUCGGCGCCUCCACCGGUGGCAGCAGGGAAGGCCGAUGGCAACCGGUGAGCCUGGCUAUGUCUGGGCUGCUGCUGUCGUUGGCCUUCACCCCGAAGGUGAGGCAUGCCCAAUCCGUGCUAGGGUCCGUCCAGGCCGCAUGCUCGGAGAGGGGCAGGUCCGCGUGCCAGGAGAUCGCCUUUGGCCCCCUGAUCUUUCGGAACUCACUGGUCUCGCCGGAGGCGAAGCUGGCCCAAUGACGCCACCUGUUGGCAUUCUUGAAGGACCAAGCAGUGUUUGCUCCACCAUCAGCGCCAAGCCCGGCCCCGGCUCCCCGAACCGCACCGCGGCGGGCGCCGCGGUCCAGACCAGGAGGCCCAGCGGGAUGGUGCCCGUCCUCCGAUCACCGGCGCCCGGCGCGCCGUGGGGGAUCUUGGGGGAACCAAGCAUGCUGAUGCGCGCCAGCACCCUCGGCGCCGCGGCCAGGGCCGCCGCAGCUCCUCGCGCCGCUGCGGCGGCGGGCGCCGGCGGCAGGCGACUCUCCUCGGCCUGCGCGCGCUGUUCGUCGCGCCGCCCCUCGCGCCGAGGCGGCGGGCGGACGGAGGAGGAGGAGGAGGAGGAGGAGGAGGAGGAGGAGGAGGAGGAGGAGGAGCGGCGGCGGGCAGCUGCGUCCACAAGCGGUCGGCUGGCGGCGCCCCCACGCCCGCGCCGUCCGCCAGGGCCGCCCAAAUUGUGGCGAUGGCGCCUGCGCCCGCCAGCGCCGCCAGCGCGGCCCUCAGCCUGCGUGCCAUCGCGGCGGCGGCGCGGCCCCCACGGGGCCCAUGGCGGGAGAGGCCACCCGCAGAGGGCGCUCGGGCCUGCCGCCUGGGGCCUGAGACCCCCCGAAGCUGUUUUCCCGAGGGGAAUGGGGGGCGGGAGGAGGAGGAGUAGGAGCAGAAGAAAAAUAAGAGGA
Prorocentrum cordatum is the source of this 1995-nucleotide messenger RNA. NCBI's taxonomy places the organism in Eukaryota, Dinophyceae, Prorocentrales, Prorocentraceae. The record is from the annotation of a GenBank genome assembly.